AUGAUUAGAUAUACUUUUCGUGGCCGUCUACAGCAGUUGAGAUUCAACUCUACAAAGCUUUCCGUAUCAAACUUUACUGAUAAAGAAGUGUCGCUCAACAUCGAGGGCAAGCCAAUCACUUUUAGCAGCAUAUUUUUGCGAGAUGCAUGCACCUCACCGGAAUCUGUUGAUGCUACAAGUCAAAAAUUGUUCACUACAGCCGAAGCAGCAACAAAACUUGAAAUAAAUCUGCCACCAGUUGUGGAAACCACCGAGGAACCAACUUUGAAAAUACAAUGGAACAGUAAUGGACAAUUGGUCAACUCAUCCUAUUCGCUAUCAUUCUUGAAAAAAAACUUGACAUCCGCAUCUCGUAGAGCAGAAAGGUUCUUUGAUCAUGACAAGAAACUUUGGGACAAAUCUGAAUUGACCAAUAACCUUGCUUCCAUCCAUCACAAGUAUGAUAGUUUCCUAAAUGAUGACAAAACGUUUUUCAAUGCACUCCACAAUUUGAACAGAUACGGUCUCUGUUUCAUAGAUGAUAUUCCACGUCCGAAAUUGACUGAAAUGAAUGAAUCGAAUGUUCCACAUUGGCCUGUUGCCAAGCUUGCUGACAAAUUUGGCUAUAUCAAAAAGACAUUUUAUGGCUCUUUAUUUGACGUUAAAAAUUUGAAAUCGGAGGCUAAAAACAUUGCUUAUACAAACACAUUUUUGCCAUUACACAUGGACUUGCUUUACUACGAGUCACCGCCAGGCUUGCAAAUGUUACAUGCAAUUGACAACUCAACCUUGGGUGGAGAAAAUAUCUUUUGCGACUCUUUUUUAGCAGCCGAACAUGUCCGACUCCAAGAUCCAAAAGCAUAUGAAGCUUUAACAAAAAUUCCAAUCACGUAUCAUUAUGACAACAACAACGAAUACUAUUAUUACAAAAGACCAUUGGUGAUUGAAGAUCCCGAAGCGGUAGGCGAAUUCCCAAAGAUUCACACAGUCAAUUACUCGCCACCUUUUCAAGGACCAUUCGAAGUUGGCGCCACCAAAGAUGACCCAGCUUAUGAAAUGUUUGAUGAUUUUAUAAGAGGAUUCCAAAUGUUUGAAAAUUUCAUCAAUGACCCCAAAAAUCAUUAUGAGAUAAAGAUGCCAGAGGGCUCGUGUGUAAUUUUUGAAAACAGAAGAACAUUGCAUUCGAGAAAUGAAUUUUCCGAUGCAAAUGGAGGAGAUAGAUGGCUCAUGGGUACAUAUGUAGAUGGUGACAGUUUUAGAUCCAAAUUGAGAGUUGGAUACAGGAAGUAUAUACAAUGA
Lodderomyces elongisporus is the source of this 1278-nucleotide messenger RNA. RefSeq lists its product as uncharacterized. Gene Ontology annotation, biological process: carnitine biosynthetic process. Bases 1 to 1278 code for a protein of 425 amino acids. Gene Ontology annotation, molecular function: oxidoreductase activity. Gene Ontology annotation, cellular component: mitochondrion. Lineage: Eukaryota; Fungi; Ascomycota; Pichiomycetes; Serinales; Debaryomycetaceae. The transcript has a single exon. The record is from RefSeq and is a predicted model, not a curated record.